AUGUUUUAUCCUGAAAAUUCACUGAAAAAAGGGGGCAGAUUUCAUUUAUGUUGGGUGGCGGAUUCCUGGCCUGUUUGUUUUGCUGCGAUAACCCAACGCCAACUAUGGUCUCAAGAUAUAAGAAAAAUUUGCGAUGACUUAUUACAAGUUAUGACCAAUGAGUCUGGUCGCCCCUCACACCGAUUUUCGCUCCGUCUCAGCUCUCAACUCAUGCGGGGACUAGUCCGGCUGUAUCAGAAGAAAGUCAACAGCAUGAUAACUGAGUUAUGCAUGCUUAAUGCAAGAAUUAUGAAGAACUCAAACAAAAAAUUCAACAUGCAAAAUGAACCAGAAGAGGUGCAGAGACAUAUGGUGCCGAUGUUGGAACUACCAGCUCCGGAGAGGGAACCUGUCCCGGAGCCAGAGGAAAGAGUCGAGGAAAUGAUACGGCAAAGUGGUAAUGUCGUGCCCAACAUCGAAGCCAUCACACUGAAAGAAGCCACCAUUCCCGACUUCCAACUUCCACCGAAUGACGGUUUCGGCGAGGAGAACCCCAACCAGGCCCUGCAGCUGCUGCAGGACCGCACGCUGGAGCAGAUGCUGGGCGCGUCGGGCCCGCACAGCGCGCUGGACGCCACCCACGCCGCCGCCGACACCGACCGCAGCGCCAACCACUCCAGGCUCGAGCUCGACAACACCAUGGAACGCAUGCCCGCGACGCCGGAGCCUGCCCCGGCCGCGCCCGCCACACCGCCCGCGCAGCUCCCGGCCGCCGCGCAGCCCGCGCCGCAAGAACCGGAAAUCGUCACAUUAGAGACGCUGGAGGAGGGCGAGCCGCGAGCCAAGCGCCGCAGGAAGAACAAGCUGAUCAUAGACAAGAACCACCAGCUCUCCAAGAAGUUCCUUCGCGCGAGAAUCGAGAACAUUCAUGUCGACUUGCGCUGUGAUGAUUUCUCUGAAGACAUCGUGGACCUGCGCGUGCCGGCAGAGCUGCUGCUGCGACGGCCCGCUCGCGCGUCGGGCCGCGUGGCGCGCGCGCUUCAGCUGCUGUUUUCCAGGAACCUGGGCCUGGCCGCGGCCGCUCACCACCAACAGAGAGAAAUGGAGCUCGCUCUUGCUUCGCGCGCUCGACGCGCCACCGUCCCAGUCCUCGAGCCCAUCCCCGAAGAACCACCGCAAGUGCAAGAACCGCAGGUGCAGGAGCAAGUGCUUGAACCACAAAUGCCGGAGCAAGUGCUUGAACCACAAAUGCCGGAGCAAGUGCUUGAACCACAAAUGCAGGAGCCCCAGCAGCCGGUCGAGGAGCAGACCGUUCUGAACCAGUCCACUGCGGUGCCGGAUCUUAGCGCUGUCGACGUGGAGAAGGACAUUGCCGACUUGCCAACGCAGAAGCUGGCGGCUGCCACUCAGAAGAGGGCCUCGCGAGAGGAUCUAAACACAAGUCUAACCAAAAAGUCGAGAUGCGGAUACACAUCCUUCAGAGGGAGUCAAUCCCAAAACCUUCGGGUCGAGCCAGAAAUCGUCGAAAAAGAGAACAUCCCGGAAAACUGGCAGACACAGCUGAUCAUACCAAACAUAGAGAUACAACGGCCGUCCGAUCCGGAACGAGUCCUGACUUCGAUGUUACAAGAGGCGGGUCUGGCCGACAUGCCUCAGCCGGAGCAGGCGCCUCAGGCGGAGGAGGAAGAGCCGCCGCGCAAGAGCCGCCGGCGCGGCAGCGACAGCUCGGAGACCAUGCUGGGCAGUCUGGACCGCACCAAGGUCUCGCUCGGAGACUCAGACCACACUACAGACUCGAAGAGGUUUAUUCGCGAUCAAUGGGGCACGGAAGGCACGAUGGUGAAGAUCUUGAAGAUGGUUAAAGCGGAGAUACAGCCUCUAAACAUGAACUCUCUCAUGUCAUUCGGGCCUAUGGUUCCAGGCUACAAGUGUAUUAUCGCAGCUCGAUGUUUCACUUCAAUACUGAAACUGAAACAACACGGCUUCAUAAAAGUACGUAAGGAUCCGGACACUUUGGAGAUACUCGACAUUUUUUUGGGUCCUAAAUUUAAUAAUUAUUAGUCAAUUUUUAUUUCCACUCAAAUG
Cydia amplana is the source of this 2064-nucleotide messenger RNA. RefSeq lists its product as uncharacterized. Gene Ontology annotation, biological process: replication-born double-strand break repair via sister chromatid exchange; sister chromatid cohesion. The coding region runs from base 1 to 2040 and encodes 679 amino acids. The record is from RefSeq and is a predicted model, not a curated record. The transcript has 14 exons. Gene Ontology annotation, molecular function: chromatin binding; protein binding. Gene Ontology annotation, cellular component: meiotic cohesin complex. NCBI's taxonomy places the organism in Eukaryota, Metazoa, Arthropoda, Insecta, Lepidoptera, Tortricidae.